Molecule: messenger RNA, 3933 nt
Organism: Bactrocera dorsalis (oriental fruit fly)
Lineage: Eukaryota; Metazoa; Arthropoda; Insecta; Diptera; Tephritidae
Gene: Ir75a
Exons: 14
Coding region: 44-3844 (1266 amino acids)
Cellular component (GO): membrane
Molecular function (GO): ligand-gated monoatomic ion channel activity
Source: RefSeq, a predicted model, not a curated record
UUUAACAAAUUCUCUUUGGACUACAUAUACUCUACGAUUUGCAAUGGAUUUGAAGCUCUUCAAUUUGAUUAUAUAUUAUUUUCUAAAACUCAAUAUGAAGACGUUGGUGUCUUUCAACUGUUGGGAUAUGCAGACCCAACUAGCUUUUUACAAAUUAACCGCAGAGAAUUCCUUUUAUAUCGACUAUAUUAAUCUGAAUGAUUCUAAGGCUAUACAAGGCAUAGAGUACCGAUUAAUUGGUAAAAAGCCAACUAUGGGGAUCUUUAUGGAUUUGAAUUGUGACAGCGCCGAGGAACUUCUGAAUAUUGCCAGCCAGGAGCGCCUCUUCAGUGACCAUUUCUUCUGGUUGAUUUACGAUGACUUCGCUAAUGUAACAUACUUUCACGCGCUCUUUAGGCGUCUGAAUCUUGCUGUCGAUGCCGAAAUCACCUACGCAUUUUUGAAUAGCCUAGAAGCUGACUGGAAUAGCACAGCCUACUCUAGCUACACACUUUAUGAUGUUUACAAUAAUGGCUAUUAUUAUGGUGCCAAAUUGAAUAUGACGUUGGAUCGUGAGAUAUAUUGCACUGAUGAAAAAUGCUUUGUCAAUAAAUAUCUCUCGAAAUUGCAUUUACGCAACAAAUAUGGUAACAGGAAUAGAUUGCAUGAUGCCACACUGCGUUUGACUGUGGUGGUCACAAAAGUGCCUUUAACUAGUUCACCCGAGGAGAUAUUUGCUUUUCUGCGUUCGGUUAAUGGCACCAACAAGGAUGCUAUAGCACGUUUCGGUUUUCAGGCGCUGUCAGUUUUGGUAGAUGUUUUAGGUUGCAAAGUAAACCACACAUUUGUCAAUCGCUGGACGAUCAAUGAAACACAUGGCGGCCUCAUUGGCGCCUUGGCCGUGCAAAGCGCUGAUUUCAUAUCUACACCCUUCAUACCGACACUACCACGCAUGGAGUUCUUCACAAUAACUGCUGAGACCUCGUCCUUUCGUUCGAUCUGUUUAUUUCGUACGCCACGUAAUUCCGGCAUACAGGGUGACGUUUUCUUGAAACCUUUCAACACCACCGUCUGGACGCUUUUUGCUUUGCUGCUAUUACUAACGGCUGUAGUGUUAUGGAGUAUCUUCAGAUUGGAGCGUUAUCGCAUGUACAAACGUUAUAUCGAUUAUAUGCCGUCGCUCCUGGCUACUUUUCUCAUUUCCUUUGGUUCCGCUUGCAGUCAGGGUAGUGAUAUGGUACCGGGUUCCAUGGGUGGGCGUAUGGUAUUCUAUACAUUGUAUUUAUUAACUUUUCUAAUGUACAACUAUUACACGUCUAUUGUGGUUUCAUCGCUGCUUGGCUCGCCGGUCAAAUCCGACAUCAAGACAAUGGGUCAGCUCGCUGAUAGUUCCUUAGAAGUCGGUCUGGAGCCUUUGCCAUUCACGCUGACCUAUUUGAAUAAUUCUCUGCUACCGGAAGUACGCCGCUUCAAACACAAAAUAGACUCUGUACCCAAUCCGAAAGCCAUUUGGAUGCCUUUGGAAAAAGGCAUACUGCGUGUGCGUGAUCAACCGGGUUUCGUUUUUGGCUUUGAAGCCUCUACUGGUUUUCUGCUCGUCAAACGUUAUUAUAAACCCUAUGAAAUAUGUGACCUGAACGAAAUACUCUUUCGUCCCGAGAAGAGUCUGUACAGCGCGGUGCAUAAGAACUCCAGUUUCAAAGAGAUUGCCAGGCAAAAAGUUAUACGCAUUCUGGAGACAGGCGUCAAUUUGAAGUUACACCGUUACUGGGUGCAGUCCACUUUGGAGUGUUUCGAUAGCAAUUUCAUUGUUGAAGUUGGCAUGGAGUACAUGGCGCCACUAUUUAUGCUACUGGCAUGCACAUAUAUUUUGGUGCUUAUUAUAUUAUUGUGCGAAAUUUUGCACAAAAAAUAUUGGGCAGAACGGAAAAUGAGAUUGGAGAAUAUAUUGUUUGGUGAAAAUUGGCACAAUGAGAACCCACGCAUCAUAAGUUUGUUCAUCGAAAUGGGGCAACUGCUCUUAAAUUUUAUACUGCAUCAUUUUCUAAAUGCAAAUGUUAAUUCGAUUGUUGUACUAAACUGUUGGAGUUUGCAGACUCAAUGUGACUUUUCAAAAAUGCUGAACGAGCGCUCAUUGUAUUCUAGAUUUGUAAAUAUCGAAACGCUCGAUUUGUCAAGCGACUUUGAAUACCGUUACUUACUACAUAAGCGGCCAUUAUUGGGUGUAUUUUUUGAUAUGAAUUGCAACAGAGCGGAGCAAGUAUUAAAUAUCCUUAAUCAAAGCCGCCUCUACAAUGGACACUACAAAUGGCUGCUCUACGAUCGUACUGCCGAUCUACGCAAUUUCAAACGUGUCUUCGAUGAUGCUAAUAUUGGCGUGGAUGCAGAGCUUACUUACGCCAUCUUGCAGCCAACACUACUCGGCGCAUUUACCGACGUCAACCUAACCUCAUUUGUAAAAUACGAUGUCUACAAUAACGGCUACUUUUUAGGUGGUAAACUGAAUAUGACAGUUGAUUGUGAAGUUGAAUGUAAUAUGAAAACAUGUUACAUCAAGCGUUAUCUUUCUAAACUACACACGCGCUCUAAGUAUGGCAAUCGAGACAAAAUGCCUGACAUAACAAUGCGUGUGUCUGUGGUGGUCACUAAAUUACCAUUGAGUACACCGGUGCCGGUGCUUAUUGAUUUUCUCAAGUCUGAGAAUAAUUCGAAUGUUGAUCCGAUAACACGUUUUGGAUUUCGCAUUUUGUUGCUUUAUAAAGAUUUAUUCGGUUGCAAAAUGCGUUAUACCUUUCGCUCUCACUGGGGCAUCAAUGAAACUUACGGCGGUGGUAUUGGCGACUUGGUAUCGUUUAAGGCCGACUUCUUAUCGACACCUUUUCUCAGCACAGCAGAGCGUAUUAAACAUGUCUCACCACUUAUCGAAACCGGUGGCUUUAGUUCGGUCUGUCUCUUUCGUACGCCGCGCAGUUCCAGCAUAAAAGGUGAAGCAUUUUUGCAACCUUUCGAUGGUACGGUUUGGCUCGUUUUCGUCGUACUAUUGUUAGUGGUAGCAGUGCUUUUGUGGCGCAUUUUCGCUUUGGAGUUAUGUAACCUCCGCACCCAUUUGCCCUAUAAACCCUCGUUGCUGGCAACAGUGCUCUUGGCUUUCGGCUCGGCUUGUUAUCAGGGCAGCAGUAUUGUACCCUCUUCGGCAGGUGGACGUAUGGCCUAUUUUUCACUCUACUUUGCCACUUUCAUAGUAUACAACUACUAUACGUCGAUUUUGCUUUCAACACUGCUUGGAACACCGCCAAAAUCCGAUAUUAAAACAUUGGGUCAGUUGGCUGAUAGUGCUUUGCCGGUUGGCUUGGAGCCCUUGCCCUACACAUAUGUCUAUUUGAAUGCCUCCCAGUUGCCCGAUGUGCGUCGAUUUGUGUAUCGCAAAAUUGAGUUGAGUAAAUAUCCGCAGAAAGUCUGGAUUUCGGUUGAAGAGGGUGUUUUACGCGUGCGUGAUGAACCUGGUUUUGUUUUUGUGCUUGAGACUUCAUAUGCUUAUCCCUUUUUGGAACGUAAUUUCCUACCUCAUCAGAUUUGUGAUUUGAACCAGGUUAAUUUGCGUCCGGAUAAAAGUCUCUUCACGCAGCUGCACAAGAACUCUUCAUAUAAAGAACUAACGCGUUUAAGCGCCAUACGCAUGUUGGAGACCGGUGUUUUCCAUAAGCAUCGACGCUACUGGGUUAGAAAUAAAUUGAAUUGCGUACCGACUAAUUAUCUAUUCGCCGUGGGCAUGGAAUAUACGGCACCACUCUUUCUAAUGUUGGUUUUCUCAUAUCUCAUAUGCCUCGUAAUACUGGGCGUGGAGUUACUCGUUAAACGCUUUUAAGAGUGACACUCUCUCUCUCUAUGAGUUAAGUUUUUGGAUUUUUAGGUAAAGCUACGGUUAUUGUGGGAUUUAUAUAACUUGGUGGAAUG